ACGACCGCUGCGUCAACGCGCAACGUCAGCUUGUCGAAUCCACACUGCACAGUCGGACUCCUAUCCUUCCCUUUGAUACCGUGAACGUAAUGGCGAAACCGGCUCCGCCGCCAUCUCUGCAAGAAAUCACACGAAAAUUAUCUCUACAUUCGGUCGCAAAGCCCCCCAAGCCGCCGAGUAUCCUUGCAGCAUCGGGGGGCGAAUCCGACUCGGACUCGAUCGUCAGCCCCGACCUGGCACCUCCAAGCCCAUUAGUACCGGUGUCGGCGCCAACGGGGAUCCUCAUAUCCAGCUCGUCGCAGCCACCUCUUUCCGUCAUUGCGGAGGCGCGCGCUGGCAGCGGAGAAGAGUCAGAAGAAGAGGACGAGGAGGGAGGAUGGAGAUCCGAACAUGCGGGACCGGCUGCUAAAAGAUCUCGGGACGAUAGCGUGAUUAAAGCGGGUUACCUAUGGAAGAAGGGCGAGAGGAGGAAGACGUGGAAGAAGCGAUGGUUCGUGUUACGACCAACGCAGCUAGCUUACUACAAGACCUCAGCGGAGUAUCGCCUGCUUCGCCUCCUUGAACUGAGCGAAGUCCAUUCUUGCACUACCGUGGACCUGAAGAAGCACGCGCACUCUUUUGGACUGGUAUCUCCCACACGCACAUUCUACCUGCACGCCGACUCCAGCCAGGAAAUGCAAGGCUGGGUGACAGCUAUCAAUCAUGCUAAGGAGAAUCUGGACACCACGUCCACGCAAAACUCUGGAGGAAGCUCCUCGCCUAUCAACAUCCCUACCCGCAAAUCGUCAGGGCAAGGUCCGACAGCGACUUCGUCUACCUCUCACUCCCCUCUAAGCCACGCCAUCACGACUUCUGACUCUGACGACGCCUAUGGAAGCGCGCCAAACUCCUACUCGGCGUCGUCCCCUCCAAGAACGUCUUUGCAGACUUCGCCUUCGAAGCAUCAGACGAACCAUCCAGCAGAUCCCGGCAAGAUGGUGCUCUCCGGCUACUUGAUGAAAAUGGGCGCGCAACGCCGGAAAUGGCGAAAACGGUGGUUUGUGCUCACUGGCGAGUUUCUCACGUAUAGUGGGAGCCACAUGGACACGAAACCGCAUCGCCAGGUCCCUCUUUCGCAGAUCGUUGACGCGCUCGAAUGCGAGAUGCCUCACAAUCGCGCCGCGCCGCACGGGUCAAUCCCGGCGGCGUCCCCUCCGCAGGCUCUCGCUGGGAGCGCUGACGACGGAGAUCCAUCGGGGACGCACACGUUCAAGAUCAUCACCACGAAACGUGCCUUGCUUCUCUGCGCGCCGAGCGAGGAGGAAGAGAUCCAGUGGCUGAGCGCCGUGCGGGCGCUGAUUGCCCGCCGAUCAGGGGCGAAUCCCACCGAGGGCGCGCCCACGGCGACUUCUGGCCAGGGCGCUGGAAGGGAGAAGGCGGGAUCGGAGAUCGCGCACGGGCACCCAAUCUCGGGAUCGGCAUCGGUCGCGACGUCGGGAUCGGGCGGCCUGCGCGCUAAGGUCCGGCGGUUGAGUACGAGCGGGACGAGCGGGACGUCGCAUCAUCCGCGCGGAGUGUCCGAGGAGAGUUCCGUUGAUAGGCAUCACUAGGGCGCCGCACAGCCGACGAGAGACUCUCGAUUUCAUGGGCGGUUACCGCCGUUUUGGCGACCGUGAACGCUGUUGCGCCACUUGCAUUGCUCGCUAUCUACACAGUAUGUAUGUUGUCCAGGCCUUUCCAUCGUCGUUCGGUGGCGGCCCGUUGUAUGAUCAUGUGGACUGAUAUCUCG
Punctularia strigosozonata HHB-11173 SS5 is the source of this 1768-nucleotide messenger RNA. RefSeq names its product PH-domain-containing protein. The coding region runs from base 90 to 1589 and encodes 499 amino acids. Lineage: Eukaryota; Fungi; Basidiomycota; Agaricomycetes; Corticiales; Punctulariaceae. The transcript has 4 exons. The record is from RefSeq and is a predicted model, not a curated record.